Ectocarpus sp. CCAP 1310/34 is the source of this 1193-nucleotide messenger RNA. NCBI's taxonomy places the organism in Eukaryota, Phaeophyceae, Ectocarpales, Ectocarpaceae. The record is from the annotation of a GenBank genome assembly.
AUGCUGGCGGUUAUUCGCCACUUCCACGAGGGCAUGAGGGCGCGCGUCCGAACGGGCGACGGGCAGUACUCGGACUGGUUCGACGUGGGCCAAGGCCUCCGACCGGGAUACAACCUGGCCCCGCUGCUGUUCAACUUGUUCUUUGCCGCGAUGCUCAUGGUCGCCGUGCCCGAGUUCGACAGGGACUCCAAGGUGACGGCGGACAUGGUCAAGAUCGGGACCCGAGUGGAGUACACAGGCAAGAAGGGCAGGUCGGCGGGGAAGAAGACCACGGUGGUGACGGACGCGGAGGUCCUGUGGGCCCUCUACGCUGACGACGCGGCCAUCGUCUCGCGCUCGCCGGAGAGUCUCGAGAAGAUGAUGUGGGUAAUCGUGCGCGUGGCCGGCCUGUUCGGACUGAUGGUAUCGGAGCCAAAGACGGAGAUCAUGUGUGUGCUGCCGAAAGGGAUCGAGGAACGCCCGUUCAUGGUCAGCGCCGCCGGCCAGACGUGCAAGCAGCAGAUUGGUUUGUGUUCCUCGGACGUACCAUCUGCGUGGACGGGAAGGCCGACCGGGAGAUCACGAGCCGCAGCUGCCGAGCGUGGAAGUGCUACCGCCGGAACGGUGCUUCGAUGUACGACAGGCGACGGGCCGACCGCCAGCUAAGAUCCGGCUACUCCAGGCUGAAGUGGUGCAGACUCUCACGGGUGCGCCUCGUGGAGCCUAACAGCGGAGCACUACACGAAGCUCAAUGGGACCCACCGCCAGUUCCUCACACGGUGCAUCGGCUGGAGCAAGCGGAAACGCUCAGACCGCCCCCUGUCCUAUGCCCAGGCCCUCAUCCAGGCAGGCUGCGAGGAAACCAUCGAGGCCACCGUGCGCAAACGGAGACUGUGUUUCGCGGGCUUNAAACCAUCGAGGCCACCGUGCGCAAACGGAGACUGUGUUUCGUGGGCUUUUUUUUUUUUUAUGCGCAUGGAGAACAACCGCCUCCCCAAGCGCAUGCUGCUAGGAGCGAUGGCGGGAGGCGUGGGAUACCGGGGCGGGCAGGAGAGCGACUGGGUGUCUCGUCUAGGAGAGGACCUCGUGGCCUUCAAUAUGGGAGACGAAAAGGAAGGGAGGAAAUGAAAAGAGAGAGCGCCAAGGACCCGGAGGCGUGGUACAACAAGGUCGAGGACGGGGCGGCAUGGUUCAUGAGGAAAUGGCACAGGCAG